AUGAGGUUCUCAACGGUGCUCCUCUCGGUGCUUGCGCCAUUUAGUCUUGCGGCCCCUGAGCCAAAGACUGUUUCCGCACCAGAGCUCUCGGGCCAAUUGGUUGAGCUUUUGGAGAAGCAUAACCUCGCGCUUGUACCGCGAUCAGAACUCACAGACGCGUUAAAAGAAUUGAAUACACUUCUCAAGAGUGAUCGAUUUCCUCGCGCGCCUGUUCUGAUAAGGCGACAAAAUACUACUUCGGGUUCUGGCUCAAAAUCUGGCGGCUCUAGCUCAGGGUCUGGAUCAGAUGACGACUCAGACUCAGAUAGCGGCGGUUCAAGUCGCGUUGUCUCAAUUCCUGGGCUGGAUGGUCUCGGCGACCUCGGCGAUGGCCUCAAGGGAUUGACAGACGCCCUCGGCGAGUUGGGAGAUCUUCUCAAAGCCCUCAAGAAUCUCCUAACAGCCGAGUUCCUUGACGCAUUCCACGAUGCUAUGGUCUAUCUCGCAGCCACAUUGAAGCCUCCCGCACCCAACCAGAUCAGAAGUCUGCUUGAGAAAGCAGGUCCUUUGCUGGAUCUUGUUGGCGAACUCGACCUCAAGGGCCUUGUCGAUCAGCUCAAGGAUGUCGAUAUCGCUGGUAUCGUCUCCAAGGUUCUCAAGCUUCUCACCGACGGCAACCUCAAGAACAUCGACGGUCUGCUCACCAAUGGCGCGAGCCUCUUGACACCAGAUUUCGUCAAGCAGACCAAGGGCCUCAUUGGUGACGUCUCACCUCUUCUCGACGAGCUCGCUCCUCUUCUCAAGAAGCUCACCGGCCUUGAUCUCGAGGGCAUUCUAUCAGCUUUGGACCCACUUCUCAAGAAGGAAUCCAUCCAGGGCAUUGUCACUCUACUCAAGAACGCCGGCGAUCUUCUCACCGCCAAGACCGUCGAUGAGAUCCAGGGUCUUCUCGGCGAAGUCUCCCCCAUCAUCAAGGAUAUCGCCCCACUUCUCGAGCAACUCACCAAGCUCAACCUUGAAGAAGUCCUCAAAGCGCUGCAGCCGCUCCUUAAGGAUGAUUCUAUCAAGGGUAUCUUGAGCUUGCUGAAGAACGCCGAGACUCUGUUGACACCAAAGUUUGUGGACCAGACACAAGACCUUAUCGGUGCUGCGGCUCCACUGAUCGACAAGUUGAACGAUGUCGAUCUCAAGGGCGUUCUUGAUGCCUUGAGUCCAUCCUUAAGAAGGAGGCCAUUCAAGGACUUGGUGGACUGUAUCAAGACUCUUCUUACGGAAGCAUCCCCCUUGAUUGAGAAGCUCUCUGAUAUUGACCUUAAGGGUGUUCUGGACGCGUUGAGCCCUAUCCUGAAGAAGGAGGCUAUUCAGGGUGUCGUCGGCCUCUUGAACAACGCUGAGGACCUUUUGACCAAGGAUACUGUCAAGAGUAUCAAGACUUUGUUGUCGCAAGCAUCACCAUUGAUCGACAAGCUCUCGGAUAUCGAUCUGAAGGGCGUCCUUGAUGCUCUCAGCCCGAUCCUGAAGAAGGAAGCCAUUCAGGGCCUGGUUGGACUAUUGAACAAUGCGGAGGAUCUUCUGUCGAAGGAGACUGUGAAGAGCAUCAAGACUUUACUGUCUCAAGCUUCUCCUCUGAUCGACAAGCUUGCUGACAUCGACCUGAAGGGUCUUCUUGAUGCUCUUAGCCCCAUCUUGAAGAAAGAAGCCAUCCAGAACCUCGUCGGUCUGCUCAACAACGCCGAGGAUCUCCUUUCCAAGGAGACCGUCAAGAGCAUCAAGACCUUGUUGUCUAGCGCCUCACCUCUCAUCGACAAGCUGUCUGAUCUCGAUAUCAAGGGCAUUCUCGAUGCACUUGGCCCCAUUCUCAAGAAGGACGCCAUCGAGGGUCUCGUUGGCCUUCUCAACAACGCUGAAGAUCUACUCGAUAAGGAGACCGUCAAGAACAUCAAGUCUCUCCUUACCAGCGCUGGUCCUCUCAUCAACGAGUUGAAGAAGAUUGAUCUCGCUGGCGUUCUGAACGCACUUGCACCUAUCCUCACCAAGGAUUCUAUCAAGGGCAUCGUUGGAUUGUUGGGUAACGCCGAGAGUCUCUUGACCAAGGAUUUCGUAUCCGACACCAAGAAGCUCAUCUCCAACGCCAGCCCGCUCCUGGUCAGCCUCGGCAAGAUUGAUCUCAAGGGUCUCCUCGAUUCGCUUGCACCGCUUCUUACCAAGGACUCGAUCAAGGGUAUUGUCGGUCUUUUGGGUAACGCUGAGAACCUGCUCACUAAGGACUUUGUCUCUCAGACCAAGAGUCUCAUCUCCAAGGCUUCGCCUCUUCUGGAUAGCUUGGAUGAUGCUGAUCUCAAGGGUCUGCUUGAUCAAGUCGGUCCUCUUCUCAAAGAGGUCGGCAAGCUCAAGCUUCAGGAUAUCAUUAGUGCCGUUGCACCUCUCCUCACCAAGGAUUCCAUCAACGGCAUCGUUGGACUCCUCGACAAUGCCGAGAACCUCCUUACUAAGCAGUUUGUCUCUCAGACCAAGUCUCUCAUCGGAAAGGCUUCUCCUCUUCUCGACAGUCUUGACAAGGCGGAUCUCGCUGGUUUACUCGAUCAAGUCGGCCCUCUCCUCAAGGAAGUCGGCAAGCUUAAGCUUCAGGACAUCUUGAGCGCAGUCCAGCCACUGCUUACGAAGGACUCCAUCAAGGGCAUCAUCGGUCUGCUUGACAACGCGGAGAACCUUCUCACCAAGGACUUCGUUUCCCAGACCAAGUCUCUCAUUUCCAAGGCUGGACCUCUUAUUACUAGCGUGUCCAAGCUCAACCUUGAGGAUCUGCUCGACCAAGUUGAACCACUUCUCAAGAUGCUCGGCAAGCUUGAUCUCGAGGGCAUCCUUAGCUCUCUUGCUCCUCUUCUCACCAAGGACUCGAUCAAGGGAAUCGUGCGCCUGGUUGAUAACGCCGAGAACCUGUUGACAUCUAAAUUCGUCAACGAGACUCAGACACUUAUCUCUGGCGCUGUUCCUCUGAUCUCCUCACUGGAGGACGCUGAUCUGCCCGAAUUGCUGGACCAGGUCGGCCCUCUGCUGAAGGAGAUUGGCAAGAUCGAUCUUGUCAAGCUUGUCAAGAAGCUGUCACCUCUUCUCGACGAGAUCAGCGAUUUGGACAUUAAGGGUAUCUUUGACGCGCUUGCGCCGCUACUCUCACAAAAGGGCGUCAAGGGCAUUAUGGACCUUCUUGGUAACGCUGAGGAUCUCCUCACACCUAAGUUUGUCAACCAGACCCAGACUCUCAUCGGUGAAGCCGUACCUCUGGUUGAGGCGCUUGGCGACAUCGAUCUCAAGAAGCUCAUCAAACAGCUCCAGCCUCUUCUCGAGGCCCUCGGCGAGAUUGACUUGGGAGAUCUCAUCAAGAAGGUCAAGCCACUUCUCAAUGCUCUCAUGAAGAUCGAUCUCGUCAAGCUGGUUAACAAACUUGUGCCGCUGCUCGAUACUCUGGAUGACAUUGACCUGAAUGGUUUGCUCAAGGCAAUUGAGCCUCUUCUCACACCUCAGAGCAUCAAGGGUAUUGUCGGUCUGGUUGACAACGCAGAGGAUCUCCUCACGGCCAAGUUCGUCAACCAAACGCAGACCCUCAUUUCGGGCGCAGUACCAUUAAUUGAGCAAUUGAAUAAGCUCGACCUUGAGGAGCUCUUUGAGAUUAUCGAGCCUCUGCUCAAGGAGCUGGAUGGUCUGGAUCUCACUGGUCUUGUCGAUGCUGCCAAGCCUCUGCUCAAGGCCCUCAAGAAGAUCGAUGUCCAGGGCAUUGUCGAUGCAGUGGUGCCAUUCCUUAACCCCAAGACCAUCAAGGGUCUUCUCGGCUUGGUUGGAAAUGCUGAGGAUCUCCUUACCAAGAACUUCGUCAACCAAGUAUCGGAACUCAUUGGAGACGCGACACCUCUUGUUGCGACAGUUGGAGACUUGGUACAUGCGGUACUCAAGGAGCUAGUGGGACGGUCUUAA
Molecule: messenger RNA, 3948 nt
Organism: Fusarium verticillioides 7600
Lineage: Eukaryota; Fungi; Ascomycota; Sordariomycetes; Hypocreales; Nectriaceae
Exons: 3
Coding region: 1-3948 (1315 amino acids)
Source: RefSeq, a predicted model, not a curated record